UAAUUCACUGGCAUGUUCCACAGCAGAAGCACCCCCUCUCUGCCUUCCCCCAGUUCCAACUGUUGUGCUGCAGCAGAUUUGAUCUGAGUCUCGGCAGAGCCCUUUUUUUAUGGAGCAACCCUCCCGAUUCGUUACAGCCAGAGUCUGGUGCAAGUGAUCCUUGCCUUCUCAUCGCACACAAAGGCAAAGCGCUCCUUAAAGGGACCUGCCUGUUCCUCUGUGCAGCUGCAAACCCGUGUCGGUGCGGGAUCAGCAACCCGUUCUCAGCUCGAGAAUGAGUGGGGAGGGGUCUUGAGGAGCCCCCACGUCCUCCCGGAGCGGAGGCGGGAGGGAGCUGACAGUCGGAGUGGAUGGAGACUACCAGUCAGCGGGGACCCGCUUGCAAUUAGCCAUUUCUUGGGAUGCUCCGUGCGCCAGCUGAGCAUCCUGCCUGUGGUCCAGGGGAUACUGGCAGCGCAUCUUGCGGUAAGCCUGCGCUGAUUUGAGCCAUCGCCCAGAAGCGAGCCCGCAUUCAGACACCGCGGACCGGCUCCGCUCAGGGCUGCGCGCAGUCACCAUGAAUGCUCAGCUAUAGGCUUCUGCAGAAACCUCCCUACCACAUGGAUUUGGCAGUUUAAUCAGCCGAGAUUACAGCCCGGGAAGAUUUGCAAGCCUGGUUCUCCUUCCAGCUGCUGUGACAACUUCGGGGCCGUCUGUUUACUUCUCUGGGUCCCCGGGACUCUUUCUGCACCGCAGCCCCUUGUGCCACUUUGUGGGCUCGGUUCGGAAGUCAGCCGCCAAGACUCCUUUGAUUGCAUCCCAAAGGGGGAGCAAGGAGGGGUUAAAAGACAAGCAGAAAUCCCCCCAACCGCUCAACCUCUAGUGACUGCCUGUGUUCUGGGGUUCUGAGAGGGACCGUGCGCUGCCCAGGGAAGCAAUGCAAGUCUCCAUAGCCUGCACAGAACACAAUUUGAAGAGUCGGAAUGGUGAGGACCGACUUCUGAGCAAGCAGAGCUCCACCGCCCCCAAUGUGGUGAACGCAGCCCGGGCCAAAUUCCGCACGGUCGCUAUCAUCGCGCGCAGCCUGGGGACGUUCACGCCUCAGCAUCACAUUUCUCUCAAAGAGUCCACCGCAAAGCAGACUGGCAUGAAAUAUAGGAAUCUUGGAAAAUCAGGACUCAGAGUUUCUUGCUUGGGUCUUGGAACAUGGGUGACAUUUGGAGGUCAAAUUUCAGAUGAGGUUGCAGAAAGGCUGAUGACAAUCGCCUAUGAAAGUGGUGUUAACCUCUUUGAUACUGCUGAAGUCUAUGCUGCUGGAAAGGCUGAAGUGAUUCUGGGGAGCAUCAUCAAGAAGAAAGGCUGGAGGAGAUCCAGUCUGGUCAUAACAACCAAACUCUACUGGGGUGGAAAAGCUGAAACAGAAAGAGGGCUGUCAAGAAAGCAUAUUAUUGAAGGAUUGAAGGGCUCCCUCCAGAGGCUGCAGCUGGAGUAUGUGGAUGUCGUCUUUGCAAAUCGACCAGACAGCAAUACUCCCAUGGAAGAAAUUGUUCGAGCCAUGACACAUGUGAUAAACCAAGGCAUGGCGAUGUACUGGGGCACCUCGAGGUGGAGUGCUAUGGAGAUCAUGGAAGCCUAUUCUGUGGCAAGACAAUUCAACAUGAUCCCACCAGUCUGUGAACAAGCUGAGUACCAUCUUUUCCAGAGAGAGAAAGUGGAGGUCCAGCUGCCAGAACUCUACCACAAAAUAGGGGUUGGCGCAAUGACAUGGUCUCCACUUGCCUGUGGAAUCAUCUCAGGAAAAUACGGAAAUGGGGUGCCUGAAAGUUCCAGGGCUUCACUGAAGUGCUACCAGUGGUUGAAAGAAAGAAUUAUAAGUGAAGAAGGGAGAAAACAGCAAAACAAGCUAAAGGACCUUUCCCCAAUUGCAGAGCGUCUGGGAUGUACACUACCUCAGCUAGCUGUUGCGUGGUGCCUAAGAAAUGAAGGUGUGAGUUCUGUGCUCCUGGGAUCAUCCACUCCUGAACAACUCAUUGAAAACCUUGGUGCCAUUCAGGUUCUCCCAAAGAUGACAUCACAUGUGGUAAACGAGAUUGAUAACAUAUUGCGCAACAAGCCCUACAGCAAAAAGGACUAUAGAUCAUAAGGCAAUGCAUGAAUCACAGAAGCUGCAUGGUUAAAAUAGCGGCCUGUGCCCAGUUCAGAAAGAUGUUAUUAACCAGUCUUUUGAAUCACUUAGCAGCUUGCUGCUCAACCUCUAGUGACCCUCCCUGGAUUCUUUGAGGUGUCUGCUGUCGCUACCACUGUGCACAUCUGAAAACUCACAACCAGGAAAAUCCAUUCUAUUUUCUUAUCUUGAACUGGAGUCACCUAUUCUUGCAUUGCUCUAUACACUUCAGGCUUAUGCAAUGGAAAGAAUAUGGGGCUGGGAGGUGAUGUAUUACCUUCAGGCAUUUGGUAACUCAAAGAAGGCUGUACAGAUAUAUUUUUUCAAAAGAACAAAAUCAACAGAUGCAAUGUGAGUUGCAUAAGAAACAGAGUAGACUAUCUUCACUCAAAUCCUUGCUUGGAAGAAUAAGCAGAAACAAUUUUAUUUUUCCUAUUUUCACAUUCAUAUUAACAAGUUUUGUUCCAUUUGUCAUACAACAAAACAAAAAUUUCUAGGUAUUUGCUUUAUUACCUUUCAAAUAUUUACUGUGCUUGGCCCCAAGAAUGGCCUUGUACAACUUAUCCAGAAUGUCUAUUAGGAUUUUAAUGUUAUGUCCACUUACAAGUAGAGACAGUAAAAGGAUGAACACCCCAAUCUUUAGGGACACUACAGCUGAUUUAUAAAAGAGAGGGUAACACUGCUGUGGAAACUUAGCUUUGAAGAAAAUGCAGUGUAUCUGCAAUUAGGUGUUCACUUUUUAUGUUUUAUUAAAACCUGCUUUAUAUUUUCAACUGCUUAUAGGCACAACUUCUGCAAGUUUAAAUAUCUGAGCUUUAAAAGUAAACAUACACAUGGCUCAGUUUUGAAGUAAACCUGUAAAAUACCCAGAAAGACAAAUGUUCACUGUUUGUUUAAUUCGCACUGGGAUUUUACAAUAUAAUAUUUGGUAUUUUUAAGGUGAUGUUAACAUGAAAGUCAAUCACUGGCUUUGUGAAAAAUGCCAUCACUAUUCAGAAUAUGCUGGGUAAAUUAACUUGCCUAUGAAAAGAAAAACAUUAAAGAACUUCUAGUUCUAUAAUAAUAUUAUAUGCACUAAACUAUAUGCAUGAAAGUUCUCUGCAUGGAUUAAUGGGGCUUACCCUUGUUACACUCAAAAUCUGAGGUAUACCUAGCCUUGCCACUAUUGGCUACUUACCCUCAUUAAUGUCCCACUUGAGAAAAACUGUGAGAAUAUACUGUGUUGGUAUCUGUAAAAAGAGAGAAAAACAUGUUUUUUUUUUUUGAAGGGGGUGGUGUGGGAGUGGCCCUUUAACUCUAUUUGGAUAUCUGAGGAUGUACAAAAUUCUAAUUUUCUGAUGAGCAAGUUUUCCAUACAGAAGUCACUUUGAGGUUUACAGAAGAAAUAUAACAUCAUUUAAAAAUGCUAUUUUCUGUCAUUAUUUCUAUAUAUGUACUUCAUGGUUAAGUUCUAAAUCUGAAAAUGUUAGUGGGAGAUAUCAAGAAAUUUUUUUUGAUUACUAGUACCUGUAUUCUAAUAGAGAGUUUGAAUUUUCUGCCCGAGUAUCAGAAUAAUGAUGGAAAUUAAUGAAUUUUUUUAGUUGUUCAUUGUGUAUUCAAUCCAGUGAACUACUGUAUGUGUAAAGGAGCUGAGGUGCUAAUGGGAAAUGUGAUUUGUUUGCUUAGAGUAAUAAAAGCAUUCUGUGCAUUCAAUCUCAUAA
Callithrix jacchus (white-tufted-ear marmoset) is the source of this 3843-nucleotide messenger RNA. RefSeq names its product potassium voltage-gated channel subfamily A regulatory beta subunit 1 (gene KCNAB1). Lineage: Eukaryota; Metazoa; Chordata; Mammalia; Primates; Cebidae. Gene Ontology annotation, cellular component: membrane; cytoplasm; voltage-gated potassium channel complex. The record is from RefSeq and is a predicted model, not a curated record. Gene Ontology annotation, molecular function: transmembrane transporter binding; potassium channel regulator activity; voltage-gated potassium channel activity. Gene Ontology annotation, biological process: transmembrane transport; regulation of potassium ion transmembrane transport; potassium ion transport.